CUAACCUUGGACGAUAAUCUGUCAGACGUUUCAAAUGAAACUAUUCAGAGCAAUUAUGAUCUAGUCUGAAAUAGAAUAAACGUUCGGGAGUCCGUUCGCUUCUUAUUCCCCGAGAAUAAAACAGACAUUUCUCUCUGUGCUUCCUCUUUGUAAUUUUUUAAAUAAAUAUAUAGUAGUCGUGUCGAUAGCCGGUACGCUAUAAUGCGAGUGCCGACCAACGUUGUUUUUCUUAGCAUUUUUGUGAUCCUGUUGACUUGCAUAAGCAACAUUCAAUGCGAGAAAGGAAAGUUAGGUGAGGAAGAACUCAAGUCUCAAAAAUUUCCACCCUGCGCAGCAUGCAAAGUACUUACCAAUAGUUUCAAAAAGGGUUUAGAAAAGACAAGUCGUGGAAAGUUUGAAGGCGGAGAUAGUGCUUGGGAGGAGGAUAAGUUAGGCUCAUAUUCAAGAAGUGAAAUACGACUGAUUGAAAUACAAGAAAACUUAUGUAAAGACGUUGAGCGUGGCCAAGUGCAGUGCCAAUCUUUAGCUGAAGAAUUAGAGAGUCAGAUAGAGAAAUGGUGGUUUAAGCAUCAAGAUACUCAUCCAGAUAUAUAUGAUUAUAUCUGUAUUGAAAAGACAGAGCAUUGUUGUCCAAAAGAUCAUUAUGGCCCAAAUUGUACGCAAUGUCCAGGAUACCCAGAUAACAUCUGCAAUAAUAAUGGCAAAUGUAAAGGGGCUGGCACAAGAAAGGGAAAUGGAGGCUGCUUCUGCGAAAAAGGAUAUAUUGGAGACAUCUGUUCAGAUUGUGCUCCAGGAUAUUAUGAAUCUUACAAAGAUGAAAAAACUUUGCUAUGUUCUGUAUGCCAUGCAGCGUGUGAUGGACCUUGCAGAGGUGCUGGUCCAAAGGAUUGUGAGAAAUGUGCUGCUGGAUGGCACAUGAUUGAAGACAAAGGCUGUUUUGAUAUCGAUGAAUGCUUAAAAAAUGACAUUUGUCUUGGCAAUCAAUUCUGUGUUAAUAAAGAUGGAAGCUAUACUUGUUUGACUUGCGACAAAGCUUGCAAUGGUUGCACUGGCGAUGGGCCAGACAUGUGUAUCAAAUGCGCCAAAGAUUAUCAUAAACAGGAUAAUUUGUGUAUGAAUUCAGAUCUCCUUGGCCGCAAGAAACAAGAAAAUCUAGCAAGAUAUGUGACGUAUUUCGGACUUUGUGUGGCAACAUGUAUUAUUUUGCAGCGUAACGUUUAUGUAGCAAGUGUUAUCGGUUUGUUGGUUGCAGUAUAUAUAUCCGUCUCAGAGUAUAUGAUCACACAUAGCAAUGUCCAAGAUACAACUGCAAAUAUGGACAUUCUUGGACCAGCUUAAAUAGGAAUCUAAUUUAACCAUUCUCUAUAAAGACAUUUU
Messenger RNA from Mycetomoellerius zeteki, 1377 nucleotides. It is a transcript of the gene Creld, whose product is annotated as Cysteine rich with EGF like domains. NCBI's taxonomy places the organism in Eukaryota, Metazoa, Arthropoda, Insecta, Hymenoptera, Formicidae. Gene Ontology annotation, molecular function: calcium ion binding. The coding region runs from base 202 to 1338 and encodes 378 amino acids. The transcript has 4 exons. The record is from RefSeq and is a predicted model, not a curated record.